AUGUUGAAGAACAUUAUGGGCAGCAUGUGGGCUCCCCUGCUCACCCUCGGCGCGCUGGCCCGCGCGGCGGACACGAAGCCGCAUCUGCUCUUCGUGCUCGGAGACGACGUCGGCUUCGGCGACGUCGGCUACAGCUCGCCGGAUGUGAUUUCGCCGACGCUCGACCGGCUGGCGGCGGAGGGGCUCAAGCUCGGCAGGCACUAUGCCUACAUGUGGUGCGCGCCGUCGAGAGCCGCUUUGUUGACCGGCUAUUAUCCGUCGACGACGGGCGUCUACUCCACGUCGGGCGCGCAGAACGCGCUGCCGCUCGAGUUCGCGCUGCUGCCGGGGCUGCUCAGGGACCGCGCGGGCUACCGCACGGCCGCGGUCGGCAAGUGGCACCUCGGGUUCAUGAGCGAGGCGGACCUGCCGGAGCGCCGCGGCUUCGACGGCUUCUUCGGCUUCCUCGACGGCGGCGAGGACCACUACUCGCGCGUCGGCGCGGGCGCGCCGGGCUGCGACCGGGUCUUCGAUCUCUGGGACAGCCGGCGGCGCGGACCCGCGACGGACGACCCGAGCGCCUUCGGGCGCUACAGCGCGGAGCUCUACGGCGAGGCCGCGGCGGACGCGAUUCGGGGCCACGACGCCGCGGAGCCGCUGUUCCUCUACGCGGCGUUCCAGGUCGCGCACUCGCCGCUCGAAGUGCCCCCGGCGAAGUAUUUCGACGCCUACGCGGACGCGGCGCUCUGCGCGAACGCGUCGACCAAGGGCUUCGCGUGCGCGCGGCCGGGCGCCGACGCGCCGUACCGCGCGCCGAACCACGACUGCGGGUGCGAUCGCUUGGUCGUGGCCGCGAUGGUCACGGCGCUCGACGCCGCCGUCGCCAACAUGACGACCGCGCUGGCGUCGAAAAAUAUGGCGGACUUCGUGCUCGUCUACAGCGGCGACAACGGCGGACCGGAGAUCGAGGGCCACUGGAACGGCGGACUCCGGGGCGGCAAGUGGACCUGGUUCGAGGGCGGCGUGCGGCCCGCGGCGUUCGUGCACUCGCCCUUGCUGACCCGGAGGGGCUGGCACAACGGCACGCUCCACCUCGUGGACUGGCUCCCGACGUUCCUCGCGCUCGCCGGCGCGGCCCGCGACGACGACGCGUUCGACGGCGCCGACCAGUGGGCGUCGCUCGCUUUCGGGGCGGCGCCCGCGCGGGAGGCCACGCUCAUCGGUCCGGGCGUGCUCGUCCAGGGAAACUACAAGCUGUACGCGGUGCCGCCCGCCGGCUUCGGCGAGUGCUCGGUGUUCAACACGGCGACCUGGGACUGCACGCUCGGGCGGCGCGGGCAGCCGCUGGCCGCGCCCGCGGACGUCAAAGCGGACGGCAACGCGUCUCGGUGCCCGCGGCUCCAGUGCUCGGCCGGCCCCUUCGACGACCCCGCGGACGCGUGGCUCUGCUCCGCGCCCUGCUCGCUCGACAAGCCCUGCCUCUACGACGUCGUCUCCGAUCCCGCCGAGGCGCGCGACGUCGCGUCUCGGUUCCCGGACGUCGUCGCGGCCAUGGCCGCGGCGCUCCGAAACCACACGAUCCGGCCGCCCUACCCGAUCGUCCCGGACACCAACGGGUCCCGGUAA
Aureococcus anophagefferens is the source of this 1605-nucleotide messenger RNA. RefSeq lists its product as hypothetical. The transcript is spliced from 4 exons. NCBI's taxonomy places the organism in Eukaryota, Pelagophyceae, Pelagomonadales, Pelagomonadaceae. Bases 1 to 1605 code for a protein of 534 amino acids. The record is from RefSeq and is a predicted model, not a curated record.